AUGGAAGGCUACGAGGACGACGGUCAUCAUGGCGGUGAUGUCUCGGACGACUCAACGCUGUCCGAACUUAGCUCGCCUAGCGAUAUGCCAGACGACUUCAAGUAUUUCGCUCUAUCUCCAGAAUACAACUCGAUAGAAGCGGCACCUGGCGCAGUGCCAAAUGCAGGAUUGCAGCCAAUCGGACCAAUUGAGUCUCUAAUUGAAUCAGCAGAAACAGCAACCGGCAAUUUAUUCGAGACGCCAGCGUCACGCGCUUCCUCCGAAGACUCAUGCCUCAGCACAGCAAACUCCAUGUACAGCCUGGGGGAGGAAGAGUCGCACACUGACAUGGAGGCAUCGAUCGAGGAUUCUGUCGAGUCGUUCAUCGAAGUGUAUGCCGAGGAGCCACCUUCUGGUGAUGACGACGAGCGUGACGAGCCCUCCGCUGAACCAGAAGAGGGGCUGCCAGAUGAGGAGCUGCCAGAAGAGCACAUACCAGAAGAGCAGACAUUAGAAGAUCAUGCGGACCGACUAGCUAUUGAGCCAGCGGGCACAUGCCCCGACGAGGCCACGGAGCAGCCUGGUGACAAGCCUACUAAGUUGGAGCCUGAGAAGGCGAGACCACUUGGUCAUGUGGUACCAUCACUGCCUCCUUUGCGCGAAAGCGUACACAAGUCGCUUGCCUCGUCGGUGUCUGCCAUUACCGAUCGGUCGGAGCUGUAUUCAAUCCCGUCGCUGGCAUCCAGCUCUAGUAAGGCCACAACACCAAUCGACUCGGACAUACCGCUCGAUGUAUCGAACCCGUCACCGCAGCUGUCCUCGGCACCCGCAAGUAUGCAAGCUCCUUUGCCGCAAUCACUAAGGAAGCUGUCUCUCUCACUUCUUCCCGACCUCCAGCCUCCCCAGUCGGCAGUGGUGCAUCUGCAACAUACGAUUUCCUCACUGGCUUCAGUUUCUCAGCUUCCUGCUUCUCCUGUACCCACAUCGCCGAAACCUUCCCUCCCAAUCCGAAUUGUGCACAAAGUUCGGCCCAAGUCAUCCAUCCCGGCAGACCUGUCCGCGCGGGAAUACGCUAGACAGUGCGUGGCUGCCGCUGAAUCGUCCAGACUCAAUCCAUAUGCUUUAGACGAGGAGGAGCGGAUGAUACUGCGCCAGCACAUCAGCCACGCACAGGUCACCACGUAUCUGAACAUUCGCAACGGCAUCCUCCGGCUAUGGGUACGGCGACCCCAGGUUGCUGUCACACGGCAGGAGGCUAUAGGCUGUGCAAAGGAUAAUCGGUGGUUUGACGCAGCCAAUGUCUGUUUCCACUGGCUUGUCCGUCGUGGCUUCAUCAAUUUCGGAUGUGCGCAGAUACGGGGAAUCCAAGCCAGCGUUGCUGACAAAGUAAAAGACAACGCCGGCGGUAGCAGUAGCAUGCCUUCCGGAAAGCAGCAGCGGAGAAAACGGAUUAUCGUAAUUGGUGCCGGCUUGGCGGGUUUGGGCUGUGCACGCCAGCUGGACAGCCUCUUCAAGCAGUAUACCAAUAGGUUCCUCGAGCUAGGAAAGCAGCCCCCGCCGGACGUGGUUGUCCUGGAGGGACGCAGUCGAAUCGGUGGCCGGGUGUACUCGCGACCAUUCCAGCAGCAGCAGCAACCGCAGCAGGGCGAGGCAAAGGAGGAGGGAAACGAGUCCGGCGAGCGUCCUGUAUUUCGCUGUACUGCUGAGAUGGGCGGCAUGAUCAUCACGGGGUUUGACCGUGGCAACCCACUGAACGUCCUGGUCCGGGGCCAAUUGGGCCUCCCCUACCACGCACUGUGGUCAGAGACAACAAUUCACGACACAGACGGCAAACCGGUCGAUAGCCGGCGUGAUGGAUUGGCGGAAAACCUGUUCAACGAGUGUCUUGACCGUGUCAGCGAGUACAAGUUCAAGACUCCGGUUCAAGCACCGGUCGAAGGCAACCGCGAUCUGAUGGAUGAAGGCCGCGACAGCUCCAGUUCGGCAGAGGGACACCGGAUGAUCGCCCAGGUGGAGGAUGCACAAGCAGCAACAGCGCAGGCGGCACGGACUGUCCAAGCCGUGGCGACGACGGCAAAAAUGGCGCAAGAAGCAGUGGCACUCGCAGCGACCCAGCUUGAGACUCUGGCGGCGAAACCAUCGGCCCAAAAGGCGACAAUCCUGCCCCAGAAUGGGCUCUCUGUCCUGCCGGCUCGUGGCACGCCCGGAGUGCCAGGAGUCUUGCCGGCUGCUUACAAGGUCCAGAAGAUGGGCUGGGAUCUAAGGCCUGGCGUGGUUGAGUCUCGAGACCUCCAUCUAGAUGCAGCUGCAAAGGCACCGGGCGCCACACUGGGCUUCGUAAUUGACGAGGCCAUCAGACAGUAUCAAGAGAUGGUUGAUUUUGGCGCCAAAGACUUUCGGCUGCUCAACUGGCACAUUGCCAACCUGGAAUACAGCACUGCUAUCAAUCAUUCCCGUCUCAGCCUCCAGGGGUGGGACAUUGAUGCCGGAAAUGAGUGGGAGGGAAAGCACAGCAGGGUGAUUGGCGGCUACCAGAGCGUGCCCCGUGGGCUGAUGCUGUGUCCCACGCCUCUGAAUCUGCGUAGAAACAUGAUUGUCACGAAGAUAUCCUACAGCCUGGACACAGGCGGCAGCAAUGCUACUGGCCACAAUGGGUGGGAGGAGGGCAGUGCGCCCGUGAUUAUUGAGUGUGAAGGCGGGUACAGCUUCGAGGCGGACUAUGUUGUGAACACCAUUCCGCUUGGCGUUCUCAAGCACGGCAACGUGGAAUUCGAGCCACCGCUGCCAGAGUGGAAGACUGACGUGAUACGGCGGCUGGGCUACGGUGUGCUGAACAAGGUCAUAUUGACGUUCCCACGUGUUUUUUGGGACCCCAAGUACGACAUAUUCGGGGUGCUGCGCGAGCCGAGCAACGGGUCCAGUCUCGACCAGCAGGACUAUUCGCGACGACGCGGGAGCAUGUUCCAGGGGUUCAACGUGACGACGACGACGGGCCUGCCGUGCCUGCUGGCGCUGAUGGCAGGCGAUGCGGCCUACGACACGGAGACAUCAUCCAACGACGAGCUUGUGGCCGAGGCAAUGGCGGUACUGCGCAGCGUGUUUGGGGCAGAGAAAGUGCCGGCUCCGGCCGAGGCGGUUGUGACGCGCUGGGCCAGCGACCCAUUUGCGCGCGGGAGCUACUCGUCAGCCGGGCCUGAGAUGCGCAUCGACGACUACGACGUGAUGGCGCGGUCGGUCGGCCGGCACCUACUUUUUGCCGGCGAGCACACAACGGGCGCGCACCCAGCGACGGUGCACGGAGCCUAUCUAUCGGGGCUGCGAGCGGCAUCGGAGCUGAUCGAGGAGCUGCUGGGACCCAUCGACGUGCCAGUGCCGCUGGUGAUACCGCGGGAGAUGGCGGCAUCGCUGAAGCGCAAGGCAGUGCGGGAAGAGGAGGAAAGUGCCGGGGGAGGGGCCACGGGCGACGAGAGCGGCAGUGGAAGCGCGGCCGGAAAGGGCGGAGCGAGUCUGGGCAGCAGCCACAGAGCGGUCAAGGCACGUCUGCGGCGGCGGAUGGAGGAGCGCGAACAGCAGAUGGAGAAGUAUGUGCAGGCGCAUAUUGGUGAGCGGCCGCUGCAGCCGGCGCGCGUGGUGGACACGUCGUAUCUGCUGUUCAGCAAGGCGAACUACGAGCGGGCGCGGAAGAAGUGCGAGGAGACAAUGAUGAGUCGGCGCAAGGGUGGCAGCGGCAACGGCAGCGGACUGUCGAGCGCGCGGGCACUUCCCAACGACGUGCGGGUGUUGACGUCUAAGAUGUGGCGCAGCGCAAGCGCUGACGAGCGGCGGCCGUAUGCUGAGCGAGCGUCUGCUGAGAAGCAGGCAUAUGUGGCAGCACUGGAACAGCACAGACAAGAGGCAGCCGAAUGGGACCGACAGGCGACCGUGCUGCGGUCGACCUUUGCGGCCGAAAACUCCGAUCCGACGGCCACUGUGGCUUCGGCGGUGAUUGCGGCUAGCAGUAGCAACAGCAACAGCAACAGCAACAGCAGAAGUAGCAGCAGCAUGGAGCAGAUCGCCCGGUCACCCUCGGCGAUGACGUUGGACAAACCAGAGCCUCCUGCAGUGCCGCGACGGUUGCGACGGCUGACGAGUCAAGCCAUGGAUGCAGACAACAGCGACGUCGACAUGACGGGAUGA
Molecule: messenger RNA, 4155 nt
Organism: Grosmannia clavigera kw1407
Lineage: Eukaryota; Fungi; Ascomycota; Sordariomycetes; Ophiostomatales; Ophiostomataceae
Product: lysine-specific histone demethylase
Exons: 2
Coding region: 1-4155 (1384 amino acids)
Molecular function (GO): oxidoreductase activity; protein binding
Source: RefSeq, a predicted model, not a curated record